UCCCAGUAUGAGGACAGCGCGUGAGGCAACUCUCCGAGCAACAUAGCAGCUAUCUGACCUGGAGAACAUGGAGAAUAAACACCUUCAUGUGUGUUCUACACUCUGUCGAGAUAUUGUCAGAUGUUGGCGGUUAUGAGCAUUUGACGCAUUUCUGGAUUUAGCAACGUUUUGAGUGUUUCAGCAAGAGAGGAAGAGAGAGCUCCUCGCACUCUGGAGGAGAUAUUGUGCACCCUAAGCGCCUCGGAGACGCUGAUGUCUUCAUUGGACUCCUUUCAGUCGGAGAUGGUGGAACUUUCUCGGAUUUCCAACGUGGAAACGUAGCAUCCAAUUAAUCAGCGACUGCAACUGUACCCCGUGAGGCGCAGUGGCACUCGGUCCGCUUCUCUUCAACACCUACCUUUGGACUCCAAAGUGUGGAGAGACGCAUGGUUGGUGCGCCGGAUCGGAGUAUGAAAGACACAUCUGGUGCGAUAUUUCAGCAUUUUUCAAUCCGGACACAGACCACAUUUCAGUGCAUUUAAGGAUUUUUUUUCGGACUGUGGCGUUCCAUGCAGCUUUGGACUCUCAAUGAGUCGCGUCUUCUGUUUGGAUUUUAACACCAACAGCCAAGCGAGUUUCAGGUCUGCAUGGGCCAUAUUUGAGCUUUCCUUAUCGGAACUGAGUCUAAGAUGAAGUUAUGGGAUGUUUUGGCCACGUGUUUGUUGCUCCUGAGCUCUGUCGCUACACGGCCUCUCUACCGAAACACUUACCCAGCCAAGAGGACUUAUUUUCCAAGCAGCUACAGUGAUCCUGUUCCCCUGUCUGCGGAGGAGGAAGAGCCCACGUUCCACCGUGAAGACCACAACCUGCAGGACAUCUCCAUGGAGGAUCAAUAUGACACAGCAGGUCCCUAUCCGGAGCAGUUCGAUGAUGUCAUGGAUUUUAUCGAAGCUACCAUUGGCAGACUCCGAAGAUCAUCAGAUCCCAGAGGGGGCUCCAGGGGACGGAGGGAGCAAAGACAGAGGGGAGCAGCAAACACAGAAGGCACCAGGGGAGAGGGGCGAGGACAUGGAGACAGGAGGCGGGGUCGUGGGCGGGGGGGAAACCGAGGCGGCAAAGGAGGGCGAGAGCGUGAGAGGGGGAGAGAGCGGAUAUCGGUGCAGACUCGAGGCUGCUUGCUAAAGGAAGUCCACCUCAAUGUGACAGAUUUGGGGUUGGGCUACCAGACUAAAGAGGAGCUGAUCUUCCGUUACUGCAGCGGCCCCUGCGCUGAGGCAGAGACAAACUAUGACAAGAUCCUCAACAACCUCACGCACAACAAAAAGCUGAACAAGGACACGCCCUCUCGCACCUGCUGUCGACCAAUCGCUUUUGAUGAUGACUUAUCUUUCUUGGACGACAAUGUUGUGUAUCACACGUUGAAGAAGCAUUCUGCCAGGAAGUGUGGCUGUGUCUGAGGAGUCAUGGAUGUAACAAAAUGCAGUCUAGACUUCUACUAGUGAACUAAGGAUCAGCUUCACAAUCUGAUACUGUAAAGGCUGGAAUCCCAGUCUGCAAUGGGCAUCAAACAGGGCGUGGAUUGUCUCUAUUUAUUUUUGUUGCAGGUCAGUCUCUAAAGGCAUCCUCUGAGACAGAAAAGAUGCGACAAAAGAAUCUUAUACAUCUACCUUUGACAGUCCAGGCUCAGUGUUUGACUCUGCAUUCAGACACAUGCAGAAAAGUAUGAGGUAUCCACUGUUUGGCAGAUAAAAAGAUGCUGUUACCCUUCCAAAUCUGCUAAUAGUGCUGUCCAAAAAAGGUGUUAGUGAAGAUAACAAAUGACAAAGUUGGAUUGUUUUUCAAGAAGAGAUAAUUUUCCCUGGCACGUCAGUUUUUCCAAAGUUUGCUCUUAAGACUCCAAACCAACGCGGAGAUUUGAGGAGUAUUUUCAGCUGCCAUCUAAAUCACUCCAACUUCAGCGUCUGGAUGUGGACAUAAACAUCCAGAGCCAAGGGAUGACACAAAAAAAAACACACCGGAGUUAGCAAAGACUUUUGGGUGCAACGCAUCUAAAUAAAACCCAAUCAUAUAUGUAUACGAAACUAUAUAUAUAUAUAUAUAUAUACAUACACGUGUGUAUAAGAGGUAUAUUUAUUAAGAUGGAAUUAACUUAUUGUUAUUUAUUUUGAUCCAUUUUAUGAAAGAAAUUGUUGUUUUUCUUAUUUAUUGAAAAGCUUUGUCUGUCCUGGAUGGUGCCAAAGUGGAGCAUUUUCUCAAGCAAAGUCAAAAAAGGUGAUCCAGUACUGCGAAAAAUUCAACCACGCAUCCUGUUAAGGCUAAAUUGCUUCACUGAGAUUCCAGGAUUUCUCAGCAAACAAGUUCAACAAUCGUCAUUAGCUAGAAAGUUAAAGGAGUGGUGUAAGGACACACAGAGGAGGGGACCAAUAGAAGAUCUUUGAUUGAAGGGAUCUGUUGUUUUUGAGCAUUUUGAGGGACGGCAGGGUUGGUUUUAUUUUUCAUAUUAAAUGAAAUAUUUCCACUCCUUUAACAAAGUGUGACCACGACAAGACAAGGCACCUGGAUUUAGACUCCCUGUCAAACAUCACCAUACUGUAUGUUUACAAAAACACUAUUUGCUGCUGUUCAUUUUCAAGGCAACUGUAAUGUAACUCCAAACAAGAGCCAUCAUGUUUUUUAAUUAAAAUUCCCAAUCAACAUGAGGGUGGUGGUGGUCUCCCGAGGACCUGUAGGUGCCUUUGAGGAUCCAUCCCUCGAGUCACAGAGUACAGAAGCUGCUAGAAUGCCCAGCAAUGCUGAUCAGCAUUACGUUACCCGAAACCUCACUCUGGCCUCGCACCAAGUCUGAGCAAAGGCUUUGCAGCGUUUGCUGUCCCAAUAGGCUUUAAAGUUCACGGGACUGCCUGUGUUUUCUGUCUCGACUGUGACAGACAGGUCUUACUCCCUCAAAGGGGAUUUGAAAGUGAUCCUCUAACAUGAGUCUUAACCAAAUAUCCCCUUUGGCAACUUGCAUUUCGGCGAGGCAGUUUAAGUAAGAUCUAGCUACUGUAGCUGCUGUCAUCGCCAACCGAUGUAAAUAUCUAAAGACGAGGCUUACGACAAAAGGUAAUGUUUUGGAACAACAGAUAAUGGGUAGGCUCAACAUGCUUUUCUUGUGUAAUAACAUGUUCUGCCAAGAAAAUUCCAAAUUUGUACGAUAAUGUGCAGGAAAACAGGUGGCUCUUAGGAAGCUAGCAAGACCCGGCGAGGGGGAUCUUUUUAAGUGGAACAAAGAGAGCCCUCGGGUAGGUCUUGAUGUUAGCACGGAUUAGGGACCAAGGUAUCUGUGCCCACCCAGCAGCAAGCAAGCCAGCUUUACUGUGUAAUCCCCCCUGCACACAGUACAAAUCCACUGAAUCAAGCUGAAUUUAGGCCAAACACUACACAGAGAGGAAAAAAAAUUCUCCUUUAUCACAGCAUACCUCAUCAAUUGGAUCAUCUUCCCCUUUAACAACUGAUUCGUGCGUAAUCCUUUCCAGAUGAGAAUGUGCCGUUAGGAGACUUCCCAGAAGCCUUGGAGCGCCACACCACUCUUAGAUACCAUGCAUUAAUGUGUGUAAACUAUGACCACCAGCCCUCUCAUCUCUGCCACUGUUUGCUCUUGUUCCUGUUUGUUCCCUGGUGAUCAGUACUCUGGUUUUCAUGCAGAGGUAAUCAACACAUGCGAAGGAAUCCUCGGUGUUACUAAUAGAAGAUUGUUUUCACUCCUCAUUGUGUUCACACCUCUGAAGAAAAACCCUGUCAUUUCGUCUCACUUGUUUCAUGUUACAGAACCAAAGCUCUCGGCAAACUUUAUUUUUGUACAAUAUUCAUUUUAUAACUUUUUACAGAAUUAAACUUGUUUCUA
Messenger RNA from Notolabrus celidotus (New Zealand spotty), 3862 nucleotides. RefSeq names its product glial cell derived neurotrophic factor a (gene gdnfa). The transcript is spliced from 3 exons. The record is from RefSeq and is a predicted model, not a curated record. The coding region runs from base 669 to 1436 and encodes 255 amino acids. NCBI's taxonomy places the organism in Eukaryota, Metazoa, Chordata, Actinopteri, Labriformes, Labridae. Gene Ontology annotation, biological process: negative regulation of neuron apoptotic process; positive regulation of branching involved in ureteric bud morphogenesis; peripheral nervous system development. Gene Ontology annotation, molecular function: receptor tyrosine kinase binding; growth factor activity; glial cell-derived neurotrophic factor receptor binding.